AUGUUGCCAACCUUCCUUGAGAGCUUCCCGAAUCUACACUCACUCGUGAUGGAAUUUGAUUGUUUUCCAGACAAAAAGCAGAUGGAUCUUUCAUCUGUGCAACGAUGUUUCAUAUCAUCUCUUGACUUUGUUCACCUCAAGACACCGUUUGUUGUAAACAGGCAAAAGGAAGGGAGACAUCAAGUAAGAGAAAAUUAA
This is a messenger RNA of Arabidopsis thaliana (thale cress), 198 nucleotides long. Its product is annotated as F-box/FBD/LRR protein. Bases 1 to 198 code for a protein of 65 amino acids. NCBI's taxonomy places the organism in Eukaryota, Viridiplantae, Streptophyta, Magnoliopsida, Brassicales, Brassicaceae. The transcript has 2 exons. The record is from RefSeq and is marked reviewed.